Molecule: messenger RNA, 1446 nt
Organism: Physella acuta
Lineage: Eukaryota; Metazoa; Mollusca; Gastropoda; Physidae
Product: putative PPE family protein PPE54
Source: RefSeq, a predicted model, not a curated record
AUGAAGAGUGCCACAGAGACAGUGGAGGCAGGUGAUUUGGGCGGUGGAAUAUUGUUUUAUGGUGUAGUGGAGGAAGGUGAUUUGGGCAGUAGAAUAUUGUUUUAUGGUGUAGAAGAGGAAGGUGAUUUGGGCGGUGGAAUAUUGUUUUAUGGUGUAGUGGAGGCAAGUGAUUUGGGCGGUGGAAUAUUGUUUUAUGGUGUAGUGGAGGCAGGUGAUUUGGGCGGUGGAAUAUUGUUUUAUGGUGUAGUGGAGGCAGGAGAUUUGGGCAGUGGAAUAUUGUUUGAUGGUGUAGUGGAGGCAGGUGAUUUGGGCGGUGGAAUAUUGUUUUAUGGUGUAGUGGAGGCAGGUGAUUUGGGCAGUGGAAUAUUGUUUUAUGGUGUAGUGGAGGCAGGUGAUUUGGGCAGUGGAAUAUUGUUUGAUGGUGUAGUGGAGGCAGGUGAUUUGGGCAGUGGAAUAUUGUUUUAUGGUGUAGAAGAGGAAGGUGAUUUGGGCGGUGGAAUAUUGUUUUAUGGUGUAGUGGAGGCAAGUGAUUUGGGCGGUGGAAUAUUGUUUUAUGGUGUAGUGGAGGCAGGUGAUUUGGGCGGUGGAAUAUUGUUUUAUGGUGUAGUGGAGGCAGGAGAUUUGGGCAGUGGAAUAUUGUUUGAUGGUGUAGUGGAGGCAGGUGAUUUGGGCGGUGGAAUAUUGUUUUAUGGUGUAGUGGAGGCAGGUGAUUUGGGCAGUGGAAUAUUGUUUUAUGGUGUAGUGGAGGCAGGUGAUUUGGGCAGUGGAAUAUUGUUUGAUGGUGUAGUGGAGGCAGGUGAUUUGGGCAGUGGAAUAUUGUUUUAUGGUGUAGAAGAGGAAGGUGAUUUGGGCGGUGGAAUAUUGUUUUAUGGUGUAGAAGAGGAAGGUGAUUUGGGCGGUGGAAUAUUGUUUUAUGGUGUAGUGGAGGCAGGUGAUUUGGGCGGUGGAAUAUUGUUUUAUGGUGUAGUGGAGGCAGGUGAUUUGGGCAGUGGAAUAUUGUUUUAUGGUGUAGAAGAGGAAGGUGAUUUGGGCAGUGGAAUAUUGUUUUAUGGUGUAGUGGAGGCAGGUGAUUUGGGCAGUGGAAUAUUGUUUGAUGGUGUAGUGGAGGCAGGAGAUUUGGGCAGUGGAAUAUUGUUUGAUGGUGUAGUGGAGGCAGGAGAUUUGGGCAGUGGAAUAUUGUUUGAUGGUGUAGUGGAGGCAGGAGAUUUGGGCAGUGGAAUAUUGUUUGAUGGUGUAGUGGAGGCAGGUGAUAUCUGCGGUGGAAUAUUGUUUUAUGGUGUAGUGGAGGCAGGCACGCGAUACGCUGCCUAUUGGUUGCGCUGCCUUACGGUGCGCAAGUUUAUAGUGCGCAACCUCUCGGAUCAGCACAAGGAACUCAUUAGCCCGGAUGUAGGAAUGCCGGCCACCACUUUGUCCCCAUGGAUCCCCCUGAAUGGCACAACGUAA